AUGCGUUCUUUCGUCCUUUCCUCUCUUUUGGCCCUCACCUCAGCCCUAUCCGUCGAGGACCUCUACGUCUCCGAGGCCCCCUCGUCCCCUCGCCCCUAUAUCCUCCCUCACUAUGAGAACUCCCAUGCCGUGACGAUCGGCUCCCAACUGUACCGGUUCACAGUCACCGGCCCAUCCUCCGACUAUGCCUUCACGCUGAUGAGCACCAAUGCGCCCUCGAGCGGCUCCCUCGGUGUCCUCCCUCACAUCCACCGCACGCACUAUGAGAACUUCUUCAAUUUCAAGGGUCGCUUCCAGCUCUGGGCCCAAAAGGGCGACGGAGAACAGGAGGGCCGUCUCCUCACCCAGGGAGACUAUGGCUCUGUACCUCGGAACACAACACACACGUUCCAGAUCCUCGACCCGGAUACUGAAAUGGUGGGAGUGAUUGUUCCUGGUGGAUUCGAGGACCUCUUCUACGCCCUCGGCACCAACUACACCUCCGGCACCGAAACCCCCUACGUACCUGGCUCCAGCAACUCUUCUUCCUCCUCCGCCACCGGCCCCGACAGCAGCACCAUCUCCGGCCUGCAACAAUACGACGUCUACGCACAACUCGACUUCACUCCCCGCCGGGACUUCGUCAACGGCUCCGCUCCCUCCGACUCCGGCUGGCACACCGAAUCCGAUACCCUCGGCGCUGCGGGCCAGCCAUACUUCAUCGCCAACAACUACGGCCCCAAGUACCUCAACUCGCAGUACGGUGCGUACCAGAUCGUGCAGCCAUUGGUCACGGCCACGCAGGCCCAGGAUACAAACUAUACCCUGAGCACGAUUAUCAUGAGUCGGCAGCCGAGCAACGCGACAGCCCCGACGUGGACGGCGGGCCCGGCCGCGUUGGAGGUGCUGGAGGGUAGCGUGCAGGUGCAGAUUGGGGAGUAUGAGACUGCCAGAGUGGAGAUGGGAGAUGUGGUGUUUGUGCCUAAGGGAGUGACGUAUAAAUAUUGGAAUGAGGGGGCACAGGCCAAGGUGUUGUAUGUUUCUUCGGGAGCAGAUGGAGUGGACAGUCAGUUGAUAAAGGGGGGAAGGACAUGGGAGGAUCCGGUUUGGCCGAAGUAUUUUUAG
Aspergillus costaricaensis CBS 115574 is the source of this 1104-nucleotide messenger RNA. RefSeq names its product quercetin 2,3-dioxygenase. NCBI's taxonomy places the organism in Eukaryota, Fungi, Ascomycota, Eurotiomycetes, Eurotiales, Aspergillaceae. The record is from RefSeq and is a predicted model, not a curated record. The transcript is spliced from 2 exons. Bases 1 to 1104 code for a protein of 367 amino acids.